AUGGGGAUGGAAGUUGCUGAUGUUUGUAUGGAUAAGGAGCCAGAUUGUGUCGUGACGUAUUCCGGUGAUGUUUCCCAGGAUUUAAGUAAUGGAAGUACAAUCAAUAAUCAGGAUGUCGCAGAGUCCUUUGUGCCAAUUAUUGGGGCUCCGGAACCCCGCUUAUUGAAAGAGGACGAUGAAAUAAAGGAAUAUGAAGUGAAGGAAUGUACUACUGAAAGCCCAGUGGCGAUUUCUGAAAUCUCUCAUGUUGAGAAAUGUAAGAAGGAGCAAGAUAAGGUGAAAACUGAAGCCCAAAAAUCAAAGGAUAAUAGCAAGAAGUCAAGACCCUCUUCCAAACCUGCAACCAAAUCUUCUGUUGGAAACAUUCGAGCAAAGUUCACUGUUCCACAGCCUUUUGCUUUGGCAACUGAAAAGCGUGCUACAUGUGGAAGUGGAAGUCGUCCUUCUGGGACUGAACCUGAUACUGUGAAUAAAUCAACUCAAGCAAAUGGUUUGCGACACCCAGUUGCUUCAGACCAGAGUAAGCUAGUCUCACCUUCAGUAGCAAGGAAGCCAUUGCAACCUGAUAACAAGAAGCAUCCUGAUGAAGACGACUCAUGUUCUGUUGUUUCCUCGUAUCCUUUUAAUGAUGGGAGUUGUAGGCUUAAUUUGUUUUUCUGGAAAACUGCCACAUCUGCUCCAGUUUUUAGAUCCACUGAACGUGCAGAAAGACGGAAGGAGUUCCAUUCAAAGUUAGAGGAGAAACACGAAGCACUGGAGGCUGAGAAAUCUCAAUGGGAAGCGAAGACCAAGGAAGAGAAAGAUGCUGCUAUCAAGCAAUUGAGAAAGAGUUUGUUGUUUAAAGCAAACCCCAUGCCAAGCUUCUACCACGAGGGACCACCACCCAAGGUUGAACUAAAAAAGCCACCACCAACUCGUGCAAAAUCACCAAAGUUGGGCAGAAGGAAGAGCUGCAGUGAUGGAGUUGGGUUGUCCCAUGGAGACAAAGAGAUAGGAGGUUGUGGUCAAGGAACUCGUCACAGUCUUGGCAAUUACAGAGCCACAAACCCUGCUGCUGCUAUGAACAGGAGAGAGCGGAUCAAUGUCCAGAAUGGUAAUUUUACUUACAAAUUUAAAGAUGAUUCCAAAGUAUUGGGAGAGACAAACGAGGCAGUUUCACUUCCCCCCGAGAUGAGUGGACAGGGGACUAUGAACAUUGCUGUUCAGUCUUGA
This is a messenger RNA of Ilex paraguariensis (yerba mate), 1212 nucleotides long. The record is from the annotation of a GenBank genome assembly. NCBI's taxonomy places the organism in Eukaryota, Viridiplantae, Streptophyta, Magnoliopsida, Aquifoliales, Aquifoliaceae.